This is a messenger RNA of Scomber japonicus (chub mackerel), 1079 nucleotides long. It is a transcript of the gene marcksb, whose product is annotated as myristoylated alanine-rich protein kinase C substrate b. The transcript has 2 exons. Gene Ontology annotation, biological process: actin filament organization; central nervous system development. NCBI's taxonomy places the organism in Eukaryota, Metazoa, Chordata, Actinopteri, Scombriformes, Scombridae. The record is from RefSeq and is a predicted model, not a curated record. Gene Ontology annotation, cellular component: actin filament bundle; cytoplasm; plasma membrane. The coding region runs from base 155 to 829 and encodes 224 amino acids. Gene Ontology annotation, molecular function: calmodulin binding; actin filament binding.
UCACGCGUCCCUUUGCGGUCACUUCGGUUUCAGGCUGAUUCCUCGGCUUCGGUUGGAGAAGGAGGUGUUGGCGUUUGACGGGGAUUUUUGGAAGGAAGCUUGCGGUCUUUGUUCAUUCAUUUGAUCGGUUGGGUUCCUUUGUUGGACCAAAAGCAUGGGAGCACAAAUCUCCAAAACCGCUGGAAAAGAGGAAGCUGCGGUGGAAAAGCCGGCAGAAGGCGCGGCUGUUGCAGCAAAGGCAAACGGACAGGAGAAUGGCCACGCCAAGACCAAUGGGGAUGCCUCUCCAACUGCAGAAGAGGCCAACAAAGCUGAUGUUCAGGCCAAUGGCAGCACUCCUACUGAAGAUGCACCAAAAGAAGAGGGCGAGAAAGUAGAAGCUGCUGAAGCCAAUGGAGAGAAGGAGCCUGCCGCCACAAAUGGAGAGGCUGCCGCCAAACCAGAGGAAGGCACUCCGUCCACCAGUGAGGAUGGCAAGCAGAAGAAAAAGCGCUUCUCCUUCAAGAAACCCUCCUUCAAGCUCAGUGGCUUCUCUUUUAAGAAGACCAAGAAGGAUUCUGAGGAGGCAGCAGAGGAGGGAGCAGCGGCAGCUGAACAACCAGCAGAGGGAGAAAAGGCGGCAUCAGAGGAGGCAGCUGCUGAGGAGGCCAAGCCAGCCGAGGCAGCAGAGGAGGGAGCCAAGGAGGCUGCAGCUGAGGAGCCAAAGGCUGAGGAGGAAGUGAAGGCAGAAGAAAAAGCAGCAGCAGAAGGAGAAGAGGAGAAACCAGCUGAAGCUUCACCCACUGAACCAGAGACGGCAGCCAGUCCAGAGGCCACAGCCGCUGAAUAAUCCUGCUGAACAAGACACCGGAAUGAAGGAGAUGAUGGAGCCCGUCUGAAGGAAUGCGAGGACUUGUCUAAAACCAGGGAUUUUUUUUGUUUAUUUUUUGUUGGUGUUUGUUUACUAUUCUGCAACCAUCUCAUCCACAAUGACUGCAAUGUCCUUGGCAGUGAUGGACAGGAGGUGUAUUGGAGAGUGCUGCUUCCUCACUGCUCAUUGGUGCUUGCAUUUGUGACGUGGGUGAGUGUGAAAGUGCGAA